This is a messenger RNA of Scophthalmus maximus (turbot), 7258 nucleotides long. RefSeq names its product sema domain, immunoglobulin domain (Ig), transmembrane domain (TM) and short cytoplasmic domain, (semaphorin) 4Gb (gene sema4gb). Gene Ontology annotation, biological process: axon guidance; neural crest cell migration; semaphorin-plexin signaling pathway. Bases 506 to 3163 code for a protein of 885 amino acids. The record is from RefSeq and is a predicted model, not a curated record. The transcript has 19 exons. Lineage: Eukaryota; Metazoa; Chordata; Actinopteri; Pleuronectiformes; Scophthalmidae. Gene Ontology annotation, molecular function: semaphorin receptor binding; chemorepellent activity.
GAAUAAGUCGCGUUCGGCUCGGUGCUACUCGGCGGCGUCUCCGGGUCCUGGAAGGCGGCAGACGGUCCACGUCAUGACCGACAACUACAGUUGACUCGCAUCCGUGACGACCGCCUGUGGAUGUGGACGGGCUUUCCCGACAACUUCAUGGCGCAUUACCGCCACCUACUGCAGGGGUCAGUCGCGAGGCACAGAUCAUAUGGCCGCUGUUCUGUUUUAGACUUUACAUCUGCCAGACAACAAGCAGCAGCAGCAGCAGCAGAGCAGCUCAGUGUUUCGCGGCGGACAGCAGCACUCGGAGGAUUUUCUUUCUUUCUUGUGGACUCCAGAACACGCGCAGGCUGUGCUGUGGACACGGACAAAUCCCCACAUGAUUCUGCGGAUCUGCCACGGCGGAAGUGUAGCUAAAAACUGUUCUCUGCUGGGGGAUAAUCAAGGAGUCUGAAUCCGCUUGCUGCUGGACCUAAGGAUACACACUUCUCACACCCAGUUCUGUAAGUUAAACAUGGGAGACCAGAGGUCAGUCCAGCCCAUCCUGCUCCUGCCGCCGCUCCUGCUUCUCCUUGCCAGGCUGUCCAAGCUGUGGGCCUUCCCCUUCAGCCCAUCUCUGGACUUGGAUGUCACUCCCAGGACAACGAUCUUCGUCAAAGGUCUGCUGGGCAGCGCUCGCUUCAAUGGCUCCUCCGGGAACUACAGCACCUUCCUGCUGGAGGAGGAGGCCGGGCUGCUGUACGUGGGCGGCAGAGGAGCUUUGUACGCGCUCAACACCUCCAACGUCGCCACACCUGCAAACUCCACGAUUGAUUGGGACGCCUCCCCCGAACAGAGGAAGCAGUGUCUCAACAAAGGCAGAGACAACCAGACAGAGUGUUACAACCACAUCCGCUUCCUGCAGCGAUACAACGAGACUCACCUGUACGCCUGCGGCACAAACGCCUUCAGACCCCUCUGCGCUUACAUAGAUGCACAGCGCUUCAGCUUCUCCUCGGGUUUCGAGGAGGGCAGAGACCGGUGUCCCUACGACCCGGCCAAGGGGUUCACCGGCCUCUUCGUGGACGGCGAGAUGUUCACGGCCUCUCAGUACGAGUUCCGCAGCUCUCCAGACGUGCGCAGGAACUUCCCCUUCCCCACGCUCAGGACCGAGGAGGCCCCGACCCGGUGGCUUCUGGAGGCAGAUUUUGUGGGCUCUGUGCUGCUGAAGGAGAGCGUCAACAGCUCCAUCGGGGACGACGACAAGAUCUACUUCUUCUUCACGGAGAGAAGCCAGGAGCAGAUCGCCUACCCGAGCCAGACCAAGGUGUCCCGCGUCGCCCGAGUCUGCAAGACUGACUGGGGUGGCCAGCGGACCCUGCAGAGGAAGUGGACCUCCUUCCUCAAGGCCCGACUGGUGUGUUCCGUCCCAGAGUACGAGCUGCACCUCAACGUCCUGCGCAGUGUGUUCGUCCUGCAGGGUCGCGACGCUCACAGCAGCGUUUUCUACGGCGUCUUUGGCCUCGAGUGGAAGAAUAUCAAAGCGUCUGCCAUAUGCCAGUACGCCUUUGCAGAGGUGCAGAAGGUUUUCGACGGGCCGUACAUGGAGGCGCAGGACUCAAAGUGGAGGGAGUACACAGGGAAGGUGCCAGAGCCGAGACCUGGAUCUUGUAUAACAGAUCUGCACCGGUCCCAGGGCAUCAACUCAUCUCGAGACCUCCCCGACAGUGUCCUCACCUUUGCCAGGAGGCAUCCGCUGAUGGCCAGCCAGGUGCACCCUGUAGGGGUGCGCCCCCUCUUGUUCAAGCGGAGUGUCAACUAUGUCAAGAUAGUCGUGCACAGGGAGCCGGCACUGGAUGGAAACAUUUACACCGUCCUGUUUUUGGGAACUGACGACGGGUGGUUGCACAGAGCCGUAGACAUCGACGGAGAAAUGCACAUCAUAGAAGAGCUGCAAUUGUUUGAUAAGCCGCAGCCCGUAGAGAGCAUGGUCAUAUCCUCAGCUCUGCGGAGCAUCUAUGUCGGCUCCCACUCCGGAGUCGUGCAGGUGCCGAUGUCGGCCUGUCGGAGAUACACUUCCUGUUAUGACUGCGUGUUCGCCAGAGACCCGUUCUGUGGCUGGGACGGGACGGUGUGUCUAGAAAUAGCUUCACGUGCGCAGAGGUCAAACCUAACCCAGGAUAUUCUGAGAGGGACCAGAGGCUGCAAGGAGAAUUUAGGAAACGUGGUCCACCGGAGGCGCUCGGUGAUGUCCGGUGACGACGUGCUGCUGCAGUGUGAAUUGCGCUCCAACCUGGCAGCUCCACGCUGGACUCUCAACGGCAAAGAACUCCAGGGAUACGACCUGAAUUCGGGCUACCGCAUCGGCACAGACGGCCUCCUCAUAAUCGGAGCUCGCGCCCAACAGGGCGGGUCUUAUCGCUGCUUCGCUGUGGAGAACUCGGCCUCAGUCCUGGUUUAUCUGUACACGGUCAGGGUGCACACCGACCCCUACUUCCCCGUGGAGCCCAUGGCCACGACUAAUCCCACGACAGUGUCCAACCCAGCUGUGUUCUCCACCAGCAGCCCCACCGAGCAGCCACUGCCUUCGCCUCCCGCUCCGCUGCAUCCGGCUCCCGAGUUCCAGACCUACAGUCACAUGGAGGCCGUGUACAUCUCCCUGGUGGCCGUCCUCGGAGGGCUCUGCUUGGUGUUGUCCGUGGUGCUGCUCUACGUGAGCUUCUGCACCAGACGGGCUUCGCGGGACCGAAAGUUCUCCCAGCAAGGGCUGCAGGUCCUGGGGGCCUCCGAGAGAAAAAGGAGCUCCCACUUUGAGCUUAAAACCAUCUCCAGCCACUGCAACGGCCGCCAGGCCCGUCACUCCAUCUCGAUGCCGAACUUCGGGGAUUUGGGCGACGGUUUCCUCCAGAUCGUCCCCGGGAAUGGACAGAUGUCUCCGACAAAAACACCCCCUCCAGCCCCUCCUCUCCCCAUGCCACCUCCCCUCCCCAACAUGGACUAUGCCAACGGGCUGUCGGCCACGCUGCCCAGUGUGCUGAGGAAGAUGAACGGGAACAGCUACGUGCUGUUGAGGCAGGCCGACCACGAGGGCAUGUCGCCGCUCUACCACUCCUUCACGGAGGAGCUCAACCGGAUCCUGGAGAAGAGGAAACACACACAGCUGGACCUGCAGCCUGACGAGAGCUCCAUCUAGGACGCCCACUCUCGGUCUUUAUCCCACAAUUAUUUAUUUUUUUACCCCAACUGUGACCCGUAGUUGUGGGGAGACCUGACUGUAUCAAACACUGCUGUUAGAGAUCCUGGUCUGAAAUGUUCAGCCUCUUUUCUCACUUGAUGAUCUGGAACAUUGAUGCUGCUCAGUGUGGACUGAUGGUAGCCAGAAAUGGACAUGGGUUAAAAAGAGGAAAGACCAGAAGGUGAUCAUGUCUUUUUGAGCCUACAGAAGUGUUCAGGAAGUUUUUAAGGCCACGUAACGAGCUUAAAGUAAUACUUAAGAGGUUGAACGUAAUGUGCCUGGUCCCAUGUGUCGCAAUGAGGAUUUUAUCGCGUUUCUCGUUUGGGAGAAAAAGGUUUAACUAACUCUCCGUUGCCAUUUUUCGCAGGUCUGGACUGUUUAUCACCAAGGCAAAGUCCUUCGAGUCUGAUGGUCAUCAGAGCUUGAUGUGGCUGGAUUUCUUUUUCCUAAUGUAGGAAGUUCAGGGUUUCUUUUUGUUAAUGGGCAAGAAUGAUGGAGGCCAAGGUUUACAAAUUGUUCCACAGUCCCCAAAAAAAAAACCCAAUUCAAUUCAUUCACGGUUUUCCAUCCCACCUGACCUCCAGGUUUGUUGGAUUAAUGGCUAAUAAGGAGAACCCUCCCACCCCUAACCCUUGACGACAGCGCUAACCCUCAGUGCACUCAUCUACCAAAUGUGAGGAUGAGUAAAAAAACUAAACGUAUCUAGACGAGUAUCUUUUUAUUAACCAACCUCAAGAGGAAGCAACACGAUUGUGUUGGGGAAUAUACAGAGCGCGUGGAUGGAAGCAGGGAAGUGGACUACGCUGCAGGAGGAGGUCACGUUUUUCAACCACAUUUUGUUCUUACAGUAAAAAUUGGAAUAUGUUUUAUGGCUGACCUCAUGAUUGAUUCACAUGGGAAGUAAUUUUUUUGGUAAUCGUUUGAUUUAAAAAGAAAAUAGCAGAAAACUUCCUCAUAUUCUCCGAGUCCAAGUUCCAGAGAGAACUUGGGAACUUGAGAGCCUGAAACCAGCAAAAAGUUUAGGGUUUUUGCUUCAUAAAUGACGAUCAGCGGACUUAUUGUCAUGAAUUCAGUCCGAUUAAAAGCCUAAUUUCUUUGUCAAAGGGCAAACUGCAGUCGUUUCAAGCCCAGUUGCACAAAAUAUUACUUUUCUCACUUUAAUAAGAGUUCUGUGACAGCGCAUGAGAGCACAGGUGUAAAGACAAAUUUAAAUGUUUCUCUAUAUUUACACCACGUUUUCCUGAAUCUGUCUUGUUUUUCAUGUAAAUAGCAAUAACUACAUCACUGUUCGCAGCUGUUAGUAGCAAUGUGCUCGACCAGUCCCAAGAGAAACACCUGCAGCAAACACUGAGAGAAGAGACAGAGCUUGAGCUUGAGUAGUCUGUUAAGGUGGAUUGAAUUUGCGGAUGAUCGAGGCUCAGGAGGAUUUAGAGGAAAAACCACGACACUCACACACUAAAGACAAACGGACGGAUGAGAUACUGUAAAGAAUAUUCUUCGCUACUCUCCGUUUUAUUUUUUAAAAACACCUAAACACAUUUUGUCUUUGUCAGGCUGAUGCCCAACAUGUUUGCACCUUGAAGACUUUGCCUUCCCCUGAGACGACGAGAGGAUAGUUUGAUGCCGGUUAUUUCAAAGCGCCGGAUUCUUUCAAAAAUGCUGUUACAAAGAGACAAAGAACAACAGUUAAUGGCGGACAGAUUUGUGUUUGUCCUCUGCUGUGGAAAAGGUUGCUGUUGGCCAGUUUCCAAAGUAGAGAAGACCUUCACAAAGGCCUCCUCUGGGUUUUUGACAUUAGAGCAAUGGAAAAAAAACAACACAAACUGCAGAGCUCACAGUAUUUCAUCUGGCAGCACUAUGAUUAAAAGCAGGUACAGCAGGUAUAACUUUGGAAGUGGCUGAAAUGAAUCUGUGAUUAAUUUGUAAACGUGUCACGGGCCAGUGGAAAAAAUAAAAGAUCCUUCUUUUCCGGCGAAGCCUUGAAUCAGCUGGUGUUAGCGGCGGCAGACUCGCUCUGGUGACUCACGGCGUCGUGCAUCUGUCAGAGCGUCGCUGGAAGUAGCAGCAGCGUUUGGCUCACCUCCAUGGCGAGAGAGAGGAACAGGGGCUUCUGUCUGUUCGCGUGGAGCGAUGUCAUCGUUGCAGGUGGAGGCAGACGGGAAACAUUUGACCUUCAUGUCCCGGUGAGCCACGUACAGGAAACAGAUGAUGAUGAGAUGUGGCAGGACCUGGUUUUACUCCCAGAAGGUUUUCAUCGAUCUCCUUGUUUUCCUUGAAAGACAAAAUGCAUUUCAUGCAGACUGGUCAGGAUGGAAAAGCUUCUGAUUUAAUCCUUCUGUAUGCUUCAAACAAAGUACUCACCUGGUUGCGUGCCUGUGUAUGAAGCUAAAUUUUCAAUUAACUGAAGGAGCCUCUUGGAUGAGAGGGGAAACAUCUUCAAGUAUCCACAGUAUAAUCAAAUCCAGUUGCCCUGGAUGACUGAGAAGAUUAAUAUAUAUAUUUUGUUGGUUUAAUCUUUGCACGACAAAUAUUGUCACUUUUUUUGCGUGUGCAGCACUGUUCAGAUUAAGUAUUUUGGCCGUUCGUUACAGGCGUCAACACUUAAUUUUGACAUGUUCAGGCAACAUGAACUUUUAGUCCACGUCGUUUAUUUACAGAUUGUCUUCCGUCUAGCUGAAUUUACUACAUUCAUCAGUUAUUCUAAAUAUGUUCCUCUUUGCUGUGGCAUGAGGCGAGGGCCAUCCACUUUCACUGUUGUUGUUGUUUGUCUUUUGUGUGUGAAUGACAACAUGGGCAUUAUUUCGGGGCCGAACUGAUCAGAAAACGUCACAAUAUGCAGAUGACAUGCUUUUAUACAUUGUGAACCAAGAACAUUUGUACUGAACACCCUUUCACAUCGAGGGGACAUAUCUGGAUAUAAAUCGAUGACUAUUUAAAUUCUCUAUAAAACGUUUGUCCCACUUGUUGCUCAAACUGUAUUUUGAGUGGUAUUUUUUUUCUCCCGCGUGUGCUGGUUAUUCAUGCAAGCAUGUUUUAAGGUCGCUCCUCUUCAGCGUUAUUAGUUGCCAGUUCAUCCUCUUCCUCUUCAUUCCUCCCCACUCUCCCUCUCUGCUUGCCUGAUCAAUUAGGCACUUGAGUUUGUGUUUUGGCGGAGGCAGGGAUCGGAGAAACGAUGGGAGAUUUUCUGCAUUGGUUCAAAAUAUAAUAGAGGUUGAUCUCACAUUUGUCUUUGCAAGAAUUCCCCUAUAGGUACCAGAGCGAUUGAACAUUAAUCUGUGUAUCUGAAUUUUAACGUCACAAGGCUCGGAAAGACUCACCAGGAUCGAGAUACGAUUUUCUGAUCCAUGCCAAGGUCAACUUGUUGCUAUACUGAACCAUGUAUUAUAUAAAAGCUCCCGCAAUCUAUUUCCCUUCAAGUGGUGGACAAUCUUUAAAUUGUUGGAAGCUUCAUCGGAAUCCGAAACCAUUGCUGCUGCGGCUUCAUUCUCACUCGAGGACAAUCUGUUUACACUAGGCGAUGGCUCUGCACUGAAAACUGGACUAUGGACUAUUAGGUCAAAUCUGUUAACAUGUUGGUUACCCAGUUCAACAUUCAACUUGUUUUUGGACCCAACCCACGGCAAAGCACUUGUUUUUAGCAAUUUCUGUGACAGUAACCUACAUCCUGCUGAUUCAAUAUGCAAGCUACGGUAUAUAUUUUAUGUAGAUGACAUAGAUUAUUUCUUUGAAGUGUUGGCCAAAGAAACUGGUGUGUAGAGUUCGCAAUUUGCACAGUUCUAAUUUAAAAAAAAAAAAAUACUUUGUAGUGUACCCCUGUAAACUGUGACACUUUCCAUCGAGUCGAUUUUCUGAUGUAAAUAAUGAACCUAACCUUAUGUUGUCUUGACUGAGAUGAAGUCGCUUCUUGUCCAAUGAUAGACAGAAUUUUAUUUUUUUUCAUAUGUUGGAAUCUAAUCAUUUGUGUCUUAUUUAUUUGUAUUCUUCAUUUUUAACUUGCUUAAUGGAGAGUGAAUAAAAAAACCCACUGCAUUAUGUUCAGCUUGGGGAAACAUG